Molecule: messenger RNA, 897 nt
Organism: Penicillium paradoxum
Lineage: Eukaryota; Fungi; Ascomycota; Eurotiomycetes; Eurotiales; Aspergillaceae
Product: SGNH/GDSL hydrolase family protein
Exons: 5
Coding region: 1-897 (298 amino acids)
Molecular function (GO): hydrolase activity, acting on ester bonds
Source: RefSeq, a predicted model, not a curated record
AUGAAGAGUCGAGACGACAUUGGUCUUGUGACCGGCGCUGGAGGCGCUGGGACAGUCGCUGCGACUCCCUUGCAAAAUGAUGCUGCAACCACAUAUUUCUUUACAUUCGGAGAUUCCUACACUCAAACCGAAUUCUCUAUCGAUGGCACACAGCCAUCUGCUGAAAAUCCAAUAGGAAACCCGACAUUAGGGACCGGUACAACGAGUGGUGGCACCAACUAUGUCGGAUACCUUACCACUUUAUACAACACCUCACCUGUACUCAGCUAUAACUUUGCCGUUGGAGGGGCGACAAUCGACAAUAGAAUUGUCGAUACCAAGGUCAAGGAUGUGACAACCCAAGUCGGAGAGUUCGAGUUGGCAUAUGGCAAGAGGCCUGCAUCUACACCGUGGACUUCGGAAAACGCCGUGUUCGGAUUCUGGAUUGGCAUUAAUGAUAUCGGCUGGGGUUACUCUGGCACACAGCCUGGUGUCUUGGUUCCGACAUUGAUGGCUCAGUACAAGUUCCUCAUUGAAAGACUAUAUGCAGCUGGUGGACGGAAAUUCCUUUUCCUCAAUGUCCCACCUACAAAUCGCACUCCCAUGAUCAUCAAAGAGGGACCGGAUGCAGUCAAGACCUAUACCACAUGGGUAAAGGCCUAUAACGACGGUCUUGAAUCAAUGAUCGAUGACUUCGAGUCAACCCACACUGGAACUACUAUCGUUCGCUACGAUACUUGGUCCUUUAUGCCGAAGAUCCUGGACGACCCUCAGGCAUAUGGAUUCCCAAAUGCCACUUGCUACAAUGAGAAUGGCACCUCCUGCAUUUGGUGGAAUCACUACCACCCCGGUCAGAACUACCAUAAAUUACAGGCAGCAGAUAUGAAACAGUAUUUGCAACCCCUUGGUGCCUGGUAG